AUGCGUCUCUCGUCCAUAUUCCGCAAGCUGUGUGGUGGAAGUCAUACAAGCCCUCGCUCACCCUGUCCCACCCUUUCGGAUGAACCAGCCAGCGUGUCUCCAUCCCCUCCUGAGCAGCCAUCAUCGCCUGAACUCUUGGAUGAUGAUGUCUAUUACCUCCUUCAAUUACCACACGAAUUACUCUUUCUCUGCUCCAGCUAUAUGGAUCAACAGAGUCUGAACUACAUCACACAAACCUGCAUAUAUACUCAUCGACUUACAGCCAAGUUUGAUUUAACCACUCGCCGUGCGCCAACCCACGCAUAUGCCGAGUGGUAUGAAUAUCGCAUUCGGAACUCUGCGGUGAUGCCAUCUAGAUAUCCCGAGCCCCUGAGAGACGCCGUGGUAGAAGGGAACUAUCAUCAAGUCCAUAAAUGGCUCGAAGAGCACGCGGAUCCUAAUUCUUGGGAUUUACGUGGAACUUACAUGCUGGUCCAUGCUAUACAACAGGGUCACUACAAUAUCACCCAACUCCUACUACGAUUUGGCGCGGACCCUAAACGUGAAGAGGCGUUAACAUUAGAUCACGUCAUAAGCCGCCUUUAUUUUAAUCGCCCAGUUAUUGACUGGUUCGAACUGCUCCUUCCUUAUGGAGCGAAGUUUAAGAAAAGGGAAACAUUCGAGUUGCUUUGGGCGACGGGAAGGGCCGAUCUCUUGCGACAAGCAUCAAGAAAUGUGCCGGAUAUUGCUGAUAUAGAUGGCCUUCUUGAACAGGAAGUCAACCCUGAUAGAAGGGCCCCGACAGAGUACUUCAACGGGACAUAUGUCGGUCCAGAUGGCCGCAAUCAUUAA
Messenger RNA from Aspergillus sclerotioniger CBS 115572, 831 nucleotides. RefSeq lists its product as uncharacterized. Gene Ontology annotation, molecular function: protein binding. NCBI's taxonomy places the organism in Eukaryota, Fungi, Ascomycota, Eurotiomycetes, Eurotiales, Aspergillaceae. Bases 1 to 831 code for a protein of 276 amino acids. The transcript has a single exon. The record is from RefSeq and is a predicted model, not a curated record.